Messenger RNA from Rotaria sp. Silwood1, 411 nucleotides. The record is from the annotation of a GenBank genome assembly. Lineage: Eukaryota; Metazoa; Rotifera; Eurotatoria; Philodinida; Philodinidae.
AUGUUGAAGAAUCUGAACCGUUCUGGAAAUAAUCUUUUAAACAUUAUUAUUCUGGACGCUUGUCGAUUUGAUGAAGACAAUGAUACUUGGAGAAUAAAAGCUAGCAGUACACAAGCACAUCUUAAACCAGCAUUUGGUAAAGCAUUAACGUCACAUGUUAACAUACCACAAGAAUCACAAUUUGCAUUGAUAUUUUCAUCUGAUCCUGGUACAGUAUCUUACGCUGGUGAAGAAGGUGGAAAUAGUUUCUUUACAUCGGCGCUGUUAACUCAUUUGACAACAUCACAGUUAGAGCUUGAUGGUAUGAUGAAGCAAGUUAGAAGAGAAAUGUUACAAAACUCAUUGGGUCAACAACGACCGUGGAUCCAUUCAUGUCUAACAGAAGACUUUUAUUUCAAUCAAAGUUUGUAA